UUUCUGAGCUGAUAUCUUGACAAACACUUGUUUUUGUAAUUGAGAUAUCUUUAACAUAUUUAGUUUAAUCAUGCUUUUUAAAAAUUUCGUAUCAUCAGCUUAGUAGAUCUGGACAUUUUCAUCCAAGAAAUAUGGGCAUAAAAAGCGGUUCCUUACUUCUUUUAUCACUCAAUCUUAUCCAUAAAAGUAUGUCUGCUACAUGCCCGGAUAGUAGCAAACUGCCAUUUUCUUGUCAAUGCUUCGACUUCAUUGGUAGUGGUGUAGAGAUAGAGAUUGCAUGCAGUGGCGCUUCUGUGGAAGAGCUGAUUGAAGCACUACAGUUUAUUGACUCCAGUGCCAGAUUGCAAGUUCAGCUAAAUAGUAUGAGCCUGCAAACGCUACCAUCCAGAAUCUUCGCUGAAUGGAACUUGGUCAAGCUUGAGAUUGCUGAGUGCGAUCUGGUCAGUCUGGUGGAACAAGGAGAAGUGGCGCUGUCCGGCUUGGAGAAUACUUUGGAAGAGCUGAUAAUAUCAUCAAGUUUCACUGAAACUGAUCAGCCUAGUAAACUUGAUCUGAGCCAUCUACGUCGGUUGAGAGAGCUGGACCUGUCCUUCAAUGCCAUCACAGAACUUAGCAAUGACUGGUUCUCUCGAGGUCCGGACACACUAAGCGAUCUUGUUUUGUCCAACAAUGGCAUCGAGAAGCUGGGGGACUGGGCCUUCGCAAAUCUGAUCAACAUCCGGCUGCUGUGGUUGGACGGAAAUAGAUUUGGACCCAUCAAGAGAAGUAUGUUGCCAAAUCCAGCCCUAUGGCUAGAGAAUCUGCAGCUGGACAAUAAUGCCUUCAGUUUUGUGCCUGAUGAUAUGUUUUCAAAAAUGCCUGCUCUGACAGAUAUAUCUUUGGCAAAUAAUGGCCUCCUCCAUCUUCCAGAAACUACCUACGAAAUUAUUUGGUCCCAACUAAUGACCUUCGAUAUUAGAGGAAACCCCAUCGAAUGCGAUUCCCAUAUUGAAUGGAUUAUUGAGGCUGAGAGUGACGUGGAAGUCUCUGGUACAUGCUACGGUCCUCUAGGAAGAAGCGGGAUGGAUUUGGGAGAGCUCAUAGAAAAAAGAAGACAACAUUUCUGAUUUAAAGGAAUCCAGUACAAAUCUUCAUUUGUGUUUUUUUAAACAAUGCUUAUUGUUUCUACAUUGAACAAGCAAGUUGAGUGUUUCCAGUUCAAUGAAAAGAAUAAUACAGUUUAUUCAUUUAUUUAUUUUUGAAGAAAUUGUAUUUCAUCUACAUUUCAGGCAUUUAUUAAAAACAU
Molecule: messenger RNA, 1285 nt
Organism: Argiope bruennichi
Lineage: Eukaryota; Metazoa; Arthropoda; Arachnida; Araneae; Araneidae
Product: chaoptin-like
Exons: 5
Coding region: 132-1106 (324 amino acids)
Molecular function (GO): protein binding
Source: RefSeq, a predicted model, not a curated record